AGCUUGGUACUUUAUCUGACUGAGCAGGCCACUGAUCAGGAGGACUUGUCACAAAUUAGUCAUCCUGCCGCUGUGUCAUCGAAACCAGUAAAGCGUCUGGUGUUGGUGGCGCGUGCCGAGGUCGAGUGCAAGUACUGGCUGGAUGGCUUCAGCAUCCUCAUCUCUAGGGGGGGCAAUCUUAACAUCCCGCUAACGGACAAAUACGAAGAGGAUUUGAAGCGACUAGUUGACUUGGAGCUUCGUAUCCGGCUUUUGGGGUUGAAUCUAGCUAGUCUUCCUUCGCAUCCAGAAGAACCGCCUCGAGACCCUCCGAAUUAUGACUUUCUUCCUGACUAG
Messenger RNA from Protopolystoma xenopodis, 336 nucleotides. NCBI's taxonomy places the organism in Eukaryota, Metazoa, Platyhelminthes, Monogenea, Polystomatidea, Polystomatidae. The record is from the annotation of a GenBank genome assembly.